AUGCUCCGUACUGACAUCAGUGAUCGCGACCACCAUCUCAUUUUAUAUAUCUCGUUCAAUGCCACUGAGCAAAAGCAGCCUCCUACACUUCUCGAGCCUCCCCUACCGAAUUCCCACUUAAUAACAACAACUCCCACCACAAAAAUGACAUACGAAAUAGCAACCAACCCCACCCUCUCCCCGCCAACCGCCCCACGCAUCCUCACCUUCCUCUCCUCCUUCUACCAAACCAGCGACACCGAGUCACAACACGACGCCUACGUCGACUACUUCACCCGCGAUGCAACACUGCACAUGGGCCCCAAGACGGCCGUCGGCACCGAGGAGAUCCGGCAGCUGCGCCUCGGGCUGUGGACGCACGUUGCGUCGCGCAAGCACAAGCCCGUCAAGGUGUUUUUUGGCGGCGACGAUGAGGUUAUGCUGCAUGGGAUUGUGAGGUAUGUGCUUAGGCAGGGGGAUGGAGGGGAGGUGGAGGUUCCGUGGGCGGGGAGGGUGGUUUUUGAUGGGGUCAAGGAGGGGGAGGAGUUGAGGAUGAAGUUUUAUCAGGUUUAUUUGGAUCCGACGGCGCAGGGUGGGAAGAAAUAG
This is a messenger RNA of Aspergillus calidoustus, 585 nucleotides long. The record is from the annotation of a GenBank genome assembly. Lineage: Eukaryota; Fungi; Ascomycota; Eurotiomycetes; Eurotiales; Aspergillaceae.